GCCUCAACAGCGUCGACCAGAUCAUUACAACUGACUGGAUGGCCGAUCAACGACACAUCCGUCCACUUUACUCAGUGCGCUGAACUGGAAGUGCGAUGAUCAGCCAUCCGGCUAGGUGUCGGGCCCGACUUUGUGUAGGAUCUGGACGUUACUGCAUGGUUGUUCCUACUUCUCCUCCCCUUCUCUGCCCCCUCCAGACGCAUGUCGUAUGAAUUCGCUCCAGGACCUCAGGCCGUUCGGAUUCUGCGCGUACGAUCUGCCCCUUUCCUCGCUCUCUACACUCCUCAACACGAUCAUUUCCUCUCCCCUCCUCUGCACCAUAGAAGGCUUCCGUUGGCAUGGAUUCCUCCAGGCUGCAGACUAUUGGAAUUCCUCUGCUGGCGCAAGAAGCUCCACCCCCCCUUUUCCUCGCUCUCUACACUCCACUACGCCUGCACCUCCCUCAUCUCUGCAUGUGUAGCUUUGCAUUGUACGAAUUCGCUCCGGAGCCGCUGGCCGUUGGGAUUCUGCGAUGUACAAGUGGUAAGUAAUGCUCCUCUUCCCCAAAUCUAUU
Messenger RNA from Aspergillus pseudotamarii, 553 nucleotides. RefSeq lists its product as uncharacterized. The record is from RefSeq and is a predicted model, not a curated record. The transcript has 3 exons. NCBI's taxonomy places the organism in Eukaryota, Fungi, Ascomycota, Eurotiomycetes, Eurotiales, Aspergillaceae. Bases 209 to 460 code for a protein of 83 amino acids.